Molecule: messenger RNA, 1110 nt
Organism: Trypanosoma conorhini
Lineage: Eukaryota; Euglenozoa; Kinetoplastea; Trypanosomatida; Trypanosomatidae
Exons: 1
Coding region: 1-1110 (369 amino acids)
Source: RefSeq, a predicted model, not a curated record
AUGGAGCGCGUCGGCGCCACCGCGGCCGCCGCGACGGCUGUCGCCCGCUGCACCCGCCGUGUUCGCGCCCCGUUGGACCACCUCAUCGUGAGCCCGUCUGACCCCGACCAGGUUGUGACGGCGAUACGCACGACGGACGCCGCCAUUGUCACGUGGUACAUGCCGCUGGGGGACCUGCAGCGUGUGCUGCAUCGGCGCUACGAGGCAGAGCAGUUUGGCGAGCUGACGCUUCCGUCAACGACCGCGGCGUCUUCCUCGACGGCGCGGCAAUCGCCCAGCGCAGGCGCGACGGAUGCGUCCAGCGCCGCGGAUGGGACAGUUCCGCUCGGUUUUGUCACCCUCAUUGCGGGGAUGAACUACCCAUUGAGGCAGACGUGGCUAGAGCGCUGCCUCGACCCCGCGCCGCAUCCCACACUGAGCCUUCGUGUCGCCGUGGUGGACCGUAUUCACUGGCAGCGCACGGCAUGGAUGGCAAAUUCCAUCUGCCGGAGCAUCUGUUGGGGGAGGCUGCCGCAGAAAAUUUUCUCCAUCAACCUCGACUGGCGGAAUGGCGUGGGCAUUGAUGCCACCUUUGACGCCGCGGCGGAUCGCUACACCACACCCUACGAACUGCGUGUUCCUGGCCUUGGCUUUUGCCUGACGCUGCGGGAUACGGGGAAGACCCUCUUUGACCCGACGUCGCGGGUGGUGGACGGGUUUCUUGACAAUGAAAGUGCGCUGCACCGCCUGGCGCUGGCCCGCGAAGUCAACAUGCACGGCCUCGGUGGGUCCGUUUACCGACAGAUGCUCUGGAGCACCCCCUCGUUGCCGAACAUUGCUGAGGUCGUGCGCUUUGACCCUGGCACACUUUUCAAGCGAUGCUUCGGCGUAGACCCUCCCGUGGCAAAGCCUGUGGCGGCGUGGCUGUUGCAGGAGGUGGAGAAGACACUCCUGUACAAAAUGGAGGGUGAGGUGGAGGACGAGAAUGACCCCAACAGUGCCACGACGUACGGCGACCGCUCACUCACCGAGCGUGUGCAGAAGAAGGCGAUGAACCGCUACAACGGCUUCCGUGAUGAGGUGCGUGGAAAGGUUUACAGCGACAUUGACGGGAAGGAGCUCCCGCGGUAA